ACCUAAAUUACUUAUGAGGAAAAAAAAAACAAAGGGUAAGUUUAUUUUCUUAUGAAUAGAAUAAUAGUUGUCAUUACUAUAUUAUUUAGUAAUAGCGACCCAAUAAGAGAGCCAACCAUUGGGGUAUUGAAAGUCCUCCAUGCCUACUUUCUCCCCUCUCUCUCUUCCAUGGCCGAGCCCCUAAAGAAAACCCAUCAAACCAACCCCAGAAGCAGUUGCUUUCUCGGUUGUUUUGGGUUUUCCGGCCAGAAAAAACCCGUCGAAAAACCCAUCCAAACCGGUACCAAAAAGAAUCCCCAUUCGCUCUCUUGGCCAAUGUUUCGUUUGAGCUUGAGGAAGUCCCGUACCAAAACCGUGCCUGUGGAUAACACCGACAAGGCGGAGGCUGAUCAUAGCCAUACACCAAAGCUGAUCAAGAAGAAAUCGGAUGGUAAGCUCUCCUCUAAACCUCAGAGCCCUACCAAUCAUAAACCUUCACGUCAAAAUUCCAAAGCUGAACAGCAACUGACGUCCUCCAAUCGAGCUGCGAGAGAGACACCAAAAGAGACAAGGCUGCAGGGACCUGAACCGAAUAUCAUCCCCGGAAACAGGAAACUUUUGGACCCAACGAGCACAGGGUCAAGCCUACCGGGUUCACCGAAAAUGUUCAAGACCAAACCCCAACCCAAAACUCAAACCAAGUUGUUCCACACGGUUUCGUCACCGGUCCUAGAAGGGAACCAACGGGUGGGAAAUCCCCGGAUUCAUGCUCGGACCAACUUAAAGGAGCUCCAACGGAAAAACAACGAGGUGGUUGAAAAAUUGGACUCCAUGAUGGGUAUGUCUAUUAUUAUGGUGACCUUGAUAAUAAUGUUACUUUGGGGUCGAUUAUGUGCCAUUCUUUGUACGUCGGCAUGGUUUUACUUCUGCCCUAGUUUUCGGCCCACAAUUAACAAUAAUGACACUACUGUUAAAAGCACAGCCAAUUCAAAUGAUUUAGACUUGGAUUCGGAGGAUUACAAAAAGAAGGUGGUGUUGGAGGGGUUGCUUGAGAGGAACCACCGGAUUACACUAUGAAACUUUUGUACAAACAAUUUUCCUUUUGAUUUUGAUGCGCACAUUAGACGAAACUAUAUAUGUUUUGCUAUAGUGAGCCUGAAGGGCAUUUUGUGUAAAUUAUAGCAAUGAAAAUUUAGUUGUAAACUUUUAUGAAAAUGUGGGGUCAAUGUCUUCUAGAAUCAAAGUAGAGUUGUUCCAAUUUGGUGUUCUUGUUUAAUUGGCAGUU
This is a messenger RNA of Durio zibethinus, 1264 nucleotides long. RefSeq lists its product as uncharacterized. The record is from RefSeq and is a predicted model, not a curated record. Lineage: Eukaryota; Viridiplantae; Streptophyta; Magnoliopsida; Malvales; Malvaceae.